AUGGAUAUCAACCAGGUGUUGGAGGGAACUUACGCUGCCGAUGCCAGUAUUCGUAACAGCGCAGAGCAGCAGCUUCAACAGGCUGCCGACUCCAACUUUCCGCAAUAUCUCACUGUCCUCGGUGGCGAACUCGCAAAUGAACAGGCCGCACCGCAAAUUCGGCAGGCCGCCGCGCUGGCCCUGAAGAACGCUUUCACCGCCCGCGAAUACGCCCGGUUACGUCAGGUCCAGGAGCGAUGGCUCGGCCUCGACCCCCAGAUCAAACAGCAGGUCAAGGCCAUGGCCCUCGGCACACUUGCUACCCCCAACAAGGGCGUAGGCUCGGCCGCUGCACAAUUCAUUGCCUCUGUCGCCGCCAUUGAGAUACCCCGCAAUCAGUGGCCGGAGCUCAUGACCACACUUGUCGAGAAUGUUGGCCAAGGCACAGACAGCCAAAAGCAAUCUUCGCUCACUACAAUUGGUUUUGUGUGUGAUACAGACGACGUGGAGCUGCGCGAUGCUCUGGCACACCACUCCAAUGCCAUCCUGACUGCCGUUGUCCAGGGUGCCCGCAAGGAGGAGACCAACAACGACGUCCGUGUAGCAGCCAUCAACGCCCUAAGCGACUCGAUCGAGUUUGUCCGCUCCAACUUUGACAAUGAGGGCGAGCGCAACUACAUCAUGCAGGUCAUCUGCGAGGCCACGCAGGCCGAAGACACGCGCAUUCAGCAAGGUUCAUACGGAUGCUUGAACCGCAUAAUGGGUCUCUACUACGACAAGAUGCGCUUCUACAUGGAGAAGGCGCUCUUUGGUCUGACAAUCCAGGGCAUGAAGAGCGACGAGGAGGAUGUCGCCAAGCUGGCAGUGGAAUUCUGGUGCACCGUCUGCGAGGAGGAAAUCGCCAUUGAAGACGACAACACACAAGCACAGGCAGAGGGCUCCACUGAGCUGCGAGAAUACUUCAACUUUGCCCGUGUCGCCACUCAGGAGGUUGUCCCAGUGCUGCUAGAGCUCAUGGCCAAGCAAGACGAAGAUGCCGACGACAAUGAGUACAACACAUCGCGUGCCGCAUACCAAUGUCUGCAGCUCUGGGCCCAGUGCGUCGGAAGCGGCGUCAUGCCUCCAGUGUUGGCUUUUAUCGAAAAGUACAUUCGCUCAGAAGAUUGGCAUUACAGGGAUGCGUCGGUUUCUGCCUUUGGCGCCAUUAUGGAGGGACCCGAGGAAUCGGUUCUCGAUCCCAUUGUGAAGCAGGCCCUUCCAACUCUGAUUGGAAUGAUGGACGACCAAAACAUCCACGUCAAGGACUCUGCUGCCUAUGCCCUAGGCCGCAUUUGCGAAGCUGUUCCAAGCGCACUCGACGCACAGCAGCACCUCCCACCACUCAUUGGCGCUCUCUUCAACGGGCUCGCCAGCAACCCCAAGAUGGCCGCAUCUUGCUGCUGGUCUCUGAUGAACCUUGCCGAUCGAUUCGCUGGAGAACCAGGAUGCCAAAGCAACCCUCUGUCGCCUCACUUUGCGCAGAGUGUCCAGAGCCUCUUGCAGGUCACGGAGCGAGCCGAUGCCGACAACACGCUGCGCACCGCUGCUUACGAAGUCCUCAACUCUUUUGUAAACAAUGCUGCUGGUGACAGUGUUCCACUUGUCAACGAGCUCUCAAACGUCAUUCUCGAACGUCUGGACAAGUCCAUGGCGCUCCAGGCUCAGGUUGUUAAUGUCGAGGACAAGCUAACUCUUGAAGAAAUGCAGACCAGUCUUUCCAGUGUCAUCAUGACCAUCAUUCAGCGACUCGAGGGUGACAUCAGGCCUCAGUCUGACCGUAUCAUGCAGGCCCUGCUGAGCUUGUUGGCAUCGCUUCCUCCCAAGUCGAGUGUUCCAGACACCGUCUUUGCCGCCAUUGGAUCCAUUGCCACCGCUCUCGAGGAGGACUUCCAAAAGUACAUGGAAGCAUUCUCGCCUUUCCUGUACAACGCCUUGAACAACCAGGAGGAACCAGCUCUCUGCUCCAUGGCCAUUGGUCUGGUUUCUGACAUUACUCGAUCCCUGGGAGAGCAGGUCCAGCCUUACUGUGAUGCAUUCAUGAACUCUCUUCUCAACAACCUCCGAAGCCCCGCCCUGGGAAACCAGCUCAAGCCCGCGAUCCUGCAGUGCUUUGGUGAUAUUGCACAUGCCAUCCACGGUGCCUUUGAGACAUACCUCCCCGUAGUUGCGCAGGUUCUUCAACAAGCCGGCCAAGUGACUAUCACGACCGAGGGCAACUAUGAGAUGAUUGAUUACAUCACCUCUCUUCGCGAGGGCAUCAUGGAUGCAUGGGAUGGAUGCAUUGUUGCAAUGAAGAGCAGCAACAAGACCCAGCUCAUUGUUCCUUACAUGGACUCAAUCUUUGAUCUUCUGCGAACCAUCCAACAGGACAGCAACCGCACCGAGGCCCUCCUCCGCUCUUCAUGCGGUGUUAUUGGUGACCUUGCCGAUGCAUUCCCUGCAGGCGAUUUCAGGGAGUACUUCCGUCACGACUUCCUCACUGCUUUGGCAAGGGAGACUCGCGCAAACGCUGACUUCAGCGGCCGUACCCGCGACACUGCUCGAUGGGCCCGUGAGCAGAUCAAGCGCCAAGUUGGCGGCAACCAAGGUGUCAUGGCCUGA
This is a messenger RNA of Bipolaris maydis ATCC 48331, 2619 nucleotides long. RefSeq names its product importin subunit beta-1. The record is from RefSeq and is a predicted model, not a curated record. Gene Ontology annotation, biological process: protein import into nucleus. Lineage: Eukaryota; Fungi; Ascomycota; Dothideomycetes; Pleosporales; Pleosporaceae. Gene Ontology annotation, molecular function: small GTPase binding; nuclear import signal receptor activity; cation binding. Gene Ontology annotation, cellular component: cytoplasm; nucleus.